CUUUUUUAGAUCUAUCUUCUCCUCUUUUUCUUCACUCUUACCUCUCAUUUCAUACAUCCUAUCAGCACAACUUCAACAACCCGCUUCCCCCUGUAUCACAUUACAAACGAGGGACAUUCCACCCCCUACCCCUACUCACCAUGAGUGCCAUGUACGAAGACCAAUACUAUGCAGCAUCGCGCCGCCGCUCUCUCGCCACCCCUCCUCCAUCUUUGACGCCGCGUCACAGUCGUGCGCGCAGCGACAGCGUCCGAGUCAGCCACGGCACAGCCAGCACCAAUACCAGUGUCUCCAGUGGACGAAUGUCCGAGGCAACAAAUAUCACUCAGCCGCCCUCAUUCUCAAAAAAGUUUGUAGUGGUAGGCGAUGGUGGAUGUGGCAAGACCUGUCUGUUGAUCAGUUAUUCCCAAGGUUACUUCCCAGAGAAAUAUGUCCCCACGGUAUUUGAGAACUAUAUUACCCAAACGACGCAUCAGGCUUCUGGCAAGACCGUUGAAUUAGCACUCUGGGAUACUGCUGGACAAGAGGAAUAUGACCGUUUGCGUCCACUGUCCUAUCCCGAGACUGAUCUUCUGUUUGUCUGCUUUGCUAUCGAUUGCCCCGCAUCAUUGGAGAAUGUUGUUGACAAGUGGUAUCCCGAGGUUCUGCACUUCUGCCCUACUACACCCAUUAUUCUCGUUGGCUUGAAGUCCGACUUGCGCAAUAAGCGAACCUGCAUUGAACUCCUCAAGACACAAGGCCUGACACCCAUCACACCAGAGCAAGGCGAAAACGUCGCCCAACGGAUGGGAGCAACAUACGCCGAAUGCAGUAGCAAGGAGAUGCGCGGUGUGGAUGAGGUCUUUGCCAAGGCUGUUGACUCGGCCAUCUCAAUCGAAGAACAAGGCUGGACAGCCCAGCAACCGGCCGGCCGUAAUAGCCGCAACAAUCGCGCCAGUGCUAUGCCUUCAGGGGGUGGAGGCCCCCGCCCCGGCAAGAAGAUUAAGAAGCGCACUUGCAAGAUUCUGUAGAUUGAUUCUAUUUGAUCUGUGUUUUCUUCCAUUCUCGACACCCUUCGACUUUCCUUUCUCUCUUGGCCGGACCACAAGCCUGGUUGCUUCGUCGGCUUGCUUGCCCGCUCGCCUGUGUAUGUGACAUGUCGCCGCAAGCUGGACAAAGCUAGACAUGACUUUCCAAACCCUUCUUUGUUGUAUCGAUACGCUGCGCGGCCCUUACAAUGAUCUCGAAUGUUUUUAUUUUUUCUGGAGGCUGUUUCUUUAUUUCACGUUUGUUCCCUGCUUGUGUUCUUUCUGGCCUUUUUCACGACCCUUGUCCCCCUUGUUCCAUUUGAUGUCUCUCAUGACUCGGGUCUUUGCCGUUUUCCAUUGGCAUGCAUGGGACUGGUGUUCUCGAUUAUGUUAUUUGAUAUGUUCUGUUGGCGAAAGCGACGUCCUAUGUGUUACUGAA
Messenger RNA from Penicillium samsonianum, 1446 nucleotides. Its product is annotated as Rho4-like protein. Bases 141 to 1010 code for a protein of 289 amino acids. The record is from RefSeq and is a predicted model, not a curated record. Gene Ontology annotation, molecular function: GTPase activity; GTP binding. The transcript has 3 exons. Gene Ontology annotation, biological process: small GTPase-mediated signal transduction. NCBI's taxonomy places the organism in Eukaryota, Fungi, Ascomycota, Eurotiomycetes, Eurotiales, Aspergillaceae.